AUGGCGUCCGACCCUAUCGGAGCUCGAAAGGCUCACAGGAGUUCAGAAGGCUCUCGCAUACCUUCGAAAUACUAUUCCGCCGACCACUCAACUGCUGCCGCCGCUGUCUCCUCCUUCUCCUCCUCCUCCCGACGAACCGAUCGCGACGCCGCUCAUCGAUCCGCCCCCGCCGCUCCGAAGAGACAUACACCUCAUUACGCCGUCCACCGAGAGUCAUCGAUCGAGCCAAUACGGCCCUCUGCCACUGGCUCUGAGCAACCUGCCAAUUACCGCGACUCCUUCAUCUCCAUAGUCGACGACCCAUUCUUUUUGCGAUUUGACGAUAACAACAUCGAAGGGGCGCUUGCACUUGACCCUCGUUGGACUGCGACUUCAUUUGACGACGCCGACGCCGACGCCGAAGACGAAGGAGAAGAAAACGAAAACGAAAAGGAAAACGCGAGCGACAGCCAGGAGGACGAAGACGAGGAGGACGAAGAAUUCGAUUUCGACGCUUUCGAGUUCCGCGAUGACGACACGCCCAACGAGCGCUGGCCGCCCCCAAGAAGAGAGUCGUUGAUAAUAGGACAUUCCUUAUACUGGCAACCACCAACCUCCGCCAUCAUGGAGAGCCUCAAUAUCGCAGUCAUUGGCGCCUCGGGCGUUGGCAAGUCGUCCUUCGUCCAGCGCGUGCUGGGCCUAUCGCGGCCGCCCAUAACCAAUGCAUCCAGCGUCCGCAUGGUCGUCGACAAUGUCACAUACGGCGUGACGCUGAUCGAGCUUGACCUCGAAUACUUUGAGCUGAACCCGCUGCAGCCCAUCCAAUGGCCGAAACAGAUCAACGGCCACAUCGUCCCGCGGGUCGAUGGCGCCCUCAUUAUUUACGACGUCACGAAUAAAGAGAGCAUGAAGGAAUUGCCCCAAACGAUUGCUGCUUUGACAAAGUCGGGUCUGCCGGCUGUCCUUGUCGCCAAUAAAUGCGAUCAUCCAGAGAGCGAACGGCAGGUUGAUUCGCAGCGAGUCGCCAGCCACGAGUAUUUCAAGUCGUGCGUUGGGAUGUUCAACCUGUCUACAAGUAGUCCGGAACGCGCCAGAGCGUGCUUGAACACAACCUUGAAAGCCUCGAUCGCUUACCGCAAGGGUAAUUGGAGCCCAUCAGCGAAUGCACAAGUAGUCAAUGUUAAUGCUGAUGAAAUGCCAGAAUCACAAUCGGAAUCGGGCAUGCCCCGCCGUCGUGCAGCCUCGGCGGCCAACCUCGAGGCCCACGACAGCUCCAACGGACGCCCGCUAAGUCAGCAGAGUAAACAUAGCCGAGCGAGCUCUGAUUUGUCGCUUCUUCGAGGUGUUCCCCCUCCCAUCCCCGAUCACUUACGUGGCCCACAUCCUCCACGAAGUCCUCGAAUAACCGACUUUGGUGGCGCGCCUUCAAGUUCGGGCUCGUUCGGCCCAUCCGAUACCAUUGAGGAGGAGUCACAACAAACUGUCUCGAGUCAGCUACGGACACCUGGGAUACGUCUCGACCGCGGGCCGACGGAUUCGUUCCUAGACAUGGAGGAGUCAGACGCCGAAUCAUUCAGAUACUCAGAGGAGAUCCCCAUUCUUCAACGGAGCGAUGAUAGCUUCCUCGAGAAGCCGACCAAGUCAGCAGGUGUAGCCUUUGACGAACUCGUCGACCGGCUCAUUGCUCCCCGGAUGACCAAAGCGGACAACAACUUCUCCGAUGUUUUCUUGUGUCUCUACCGGAAGUUUGCAGCACCAGGCGAGCUCUUCUCGGCUAUACUUACGCGACUUGACCGCGUCAGAGACGACAAAGCAGCACAUUAUCUUUCCAAGACCGCAACACAGCUCAGAAUCAUUGAGGUCGUCGCAAAAUGGGUCUCACUGUACCCUGGCGACUUUGCGCGAUCAGGAACGAGGCGAAACCUAGAAGAGUUUAUUAAACAUCUCUCCACCGAGCCAAUCUUCUCCAUCGCUGCGCAGCAAAUUCGGCGACACCUCGAAUUCAGUGUGGUGGAGGAUGACAACACCGGAUGGGCAAAGUCGGACGAAGUCGCAGACGAAGAAGGCAGCAAACUUUUGUCGAGAGAAAAGACGCGCUCUACAUCAGACAUGUCCAACGGUAUGAUCACCUUGACCAUUGACAACGAUAGGACUCCAGACGAGAGACCUUCUGGCAGCUCCGACUUUUCCCAAGUGGAUAGGACAAGUAGUGUGGGCACGCACGUCUCGUUUCACUCUUACGACGAGUACGAAAGAGAGGCAGCGAACAUGGAGCCCACGGAUGUGCUACCGAUGAACAAGUUCCGUUACCAUAUUUUCAUGGACAUCACAGACGACGACAUCGCCGAUGAGAUGACGCGCAUCGACUGGGUCAUGUUUUCUUCCAUCCGUAUCAGAGACUUUGUGCGGCAUGUGAGUCUCUCAUUGGAGCAACGAUCCAAAUGCAAGAGUCUUAAGAACGUCAAUCGGAUGAUUAACCACUUUAACCACGUGGCGAAGUGGGUUGCCAAUCUCAUAUUGUUGCGAGACAAGGCAAAGCAUCGGUCUCAGAUGCUAGAAAAGUUCAUGAACAUUGCACAAAAGCUGCGGCGGCUCAACAACUACAACGGUCUGGCGGCAGUGCUCGCAGGGAUCAACGGCACGGCGGUCCAUCGGUUGGCGCAGACGUGGGCACUGGUGCCGCCUGAAGCACAAAAGUCGUUUGCGAAAUUGGGCAUUCUCAUGGGUACACAAAAGAGUCACUUUGCGUACCGACUGGCAUGGGAGAAUUCCCCGUUGCCACGGAUACCCUACAUUCCGCUACACCGGAGAGACCUUGUCUCGGCCGAGGAGGGAAGCAAAACAUUUGUGGGGCCUGAAGGCGAUAGAGUCAACUGGAAGAAAUUUGAGGUACUCGGUGAAGUACUGCUGCCGCUCAUGAAGAGUCAGGGAACUGCGUACCCGAACCUCUCGAAGCACGAGGCAGCCAGGGAGCUGAUUUUGGAUUGCAGGAUGCCAACAGAUGAAGAAGAGAUAUAUCAACGGAGUGUACAGCUGGAAAGCACGGCGGGGGGUGGUGCUGAGUACAACAAGAAGAAGUUUCCGUGGUUCGCCAAAUAG
Messenger RNA from Colletotrichum abscissum, 3078 nucleotides. RefSeq names its product RasGEF domain-containing protein. The transcript is spliced from 4 exons. NCBI's taxonomy places the organism in Eukaryota, Fungi, Ascomycota, Sordariomycetes, Glomerellales, Glomerellaceae. The record is from RefSeq and is a predicted model, not a curated record. The coding region runs from base 1 to 3078 and encodes 1025 amino acids. Gene Ontology annotation, molecular function: GTP binding; GTPase activity; guanyl-nucleotide exchange factor activity. Gene Ontology annotation, cellular component: plasma membrane. Gene Ontology annotation, biological process: Ras protein signal transduction; positive regulation of GTPase activity.